AUGGCUCUAUCAGUGCAACUGUUCCUCUCUCACACCACAUCUCUCUCCAAACCCUUACUUUUCUCUUCCCUCUCAAUCCCACUCUCACCUAAUAAGCUAAUACCCACAUCAAUUACAUCUCUUCGGCCUCCGUUACCCAUGAAAUCAAACCACUCAAAGUGUCAUGCAAUCAGAGAUAUGGCAAGUUCUACUGCUGUGCCUCCACUUGAUAAGCAGAGAAUAGAUGGUGAUGAUCAAGAGGUUCUUGUAGGUCCUGCUAGUGAGCAAGAGAGGAGAGGGGAGAGGGUGGUGGCAGACUAUGAUUGGACAGAGGAGUGGUAUCCUCUGUAUCUCACCAAGGAUGUUCCCGAUGACGCUCCUCUGGGACUCACUGUAUUUGAUAAGCAAAUUGUUCUCUAUAAAGAUGGUAAAGGAGAGCUUCGGUGUUACGAGGAUCGGUGCCCCCACAGACUAGCUAAACUGUCAGAAGGUCAGUUGAUUGACGGAAAACUAGAAUGUCUCUACCAUGGUUGGCAAUUUGAAGGUGAGGGUGUUUGUGUAAGGAUUCCUCAGCUUCCUUCAAAUGCCAAAAUUCCUCGAUCUGCAUGUCUCAAGACCUAUGAAGUAAGGGAGUCACAGGGAGUCGUGUGGGUAUGGAUGUCGCGAAGGACUCCCCCAAAUGUUAGCAAACUACCUUGGUUUGAUAACUUUGCUAGACCAGGGUUUCAAGAUACUUCAACCAUCCAUGAGCUUCCAUAUGAUCAUUCUAUACUACUCGAGAACCUGAUGGAUCCAGCCCAUAUCCCAAUAUCACAUGAUAGGACAGAUUGGAGUGCAAGAAGGGAAGAUGCUCAGCCUCUUCAUUUUGAGGUGACUGAACGUACUGAUCGAGGUUUUGCAGGGUGGUGGGGUAAAGAGAAGGAUCACACCUUGCCGAAUUUCUUACGGUUUGAAGCACCGUGUGUUCUUCAAAAUAACAGAGAGCUUAUUGAUGAGAAGGGAGAAAAACACUACUUCACUGGCCUCUUCUUAUGUAGACCUACUGGACAAGGAAAAUCCAUGCUCAUUGUAAGGUUUGGUGGAACAAAGAGGUCUCCCCUGGCAAAGCUGUUUCCCAAAUGGUACUUCCAUCAGAAUGCAAGUAAGGUUUUUGAGCAAGACAUGGGAUUCCUGUCAUCUCAAAACGAGGUUUUAAUAAAAGAGAAGGUUCCCACAAAGGAAUUAUACCUUAAUUUGAAGUCCUCAGAUACAUGGGUUGCCGAGUACCGAAAGUGGAUGGACAAAGUUGGUCAUGGGAUGCCCUAUCAUUUUGGACAUAGCACCAUCUCUCUUCCUGAACUUCCUGCUGUUGUAGAACAUGCUCCAGCUGGACUUUUUGCCGGAAUUUCUGCUUCUUCCCCGGCUAAGGGUGGGAUUGGAACAAUGUAUACUCCAAAUUUUUCCAACCGAUAUUUUCGGCAUGUGAUCCACUGCAAGGAAUGCAGCAGCGUUGUCAAAGCUUUCACUGCUUGGAAGAAUGGUCUUUCUGUGGCAGCUCUUACGCUGACAGCGCUGGCUAUUUUACUCUCUCAAAGGCAGUGGAAGGCUUUUUUCCUGGUAUCUGCAAGCUUGUGCCUGGCUGGAGUUUAUGCAUGCUCAACUGCUAUUGCAAUGAACACAACAAACUUCGUAAGAACACACAGAAGAUUGUGAUUCAGCAAAUGCUCAUGAUUAUGUUAGGGGGAAAAAAGUAAAAGAAAUGUGGUAGUACUCACACGUGAUAAUGUACCUUAUCCAUCUCCUUUAACAUGCCUUUUAAUGCCUCUUCCAGGAAACACCACUUCCAUCCGUUACAAGUAAACCUUUACUGUUUCAUCUCCCUCACCCUUAUUAUCGGUACGAAAACGCGUUCUUUGUUAUUCGUGGGAUGAGAUUUCAGUUCCUACGAUUUAUUGGGGUAGUUCUUGCUGUUUGGUACGAAGCUUUCUCUCUAUUUUAAGCUUCUAUAUGGGUUUAUCGAGUUUGUUAUCCUCCAUCCGUUGGAUCUGCCCAAAAUUUUUGGUUUCGCUGAAUGGCCUGUUUAUUUUUUCCAUGUUCGUGUGUGCUGCCAGGUAAUAUUCUAAAAUUGAUUUAUUAUUUUCCGUGUUCAUGUCUGCUCCCAGGUAAUACAAAAAAACAAUAGUGAAAUUGCUCUUGA
Molecule: messenger RNA, 2155 nt
Organism: Tripterygium wilfordii
Lineage: Eukaryota; Viridiplantae; Streptophyta; Magnoliopsida; Celastrales; Celastraceae
Product: protein TIC 55, chloroplastic-like
Exons: 3
Coding region: 1-1671 (556 amino acids)
Biological process (GO): protein targeting to chloroplast
Cellular component (GO): chloroplast
Molecular function (GO): chlorophyllide a oxygenase activity; 2 iron, 2 sulfur cluster binding
Source: RefSeq, a predicted model, not a curated record